Messenger RNA from Rosa rugosa (rugosa rose), 883 nucleotides. Its product is annotated as putative RNA methyltransferase At5g10620. Gene Ontology annotation, molecular function: methyltransferase activity. Bases 156 to 713 code for a protein of 185 amino acids. The transcript has 9 exons. The record is from RefSeq and is a predicted model, not a curated record. Lineage: Eukaryota; Viridiplantae; Streptophyta; Magnoliopsida; Rosales; Rosaceae. Gene Ontology annotation, biological process: rRNA processing.
GCAAUCCGGAAAUUCCAAGUGAAAUUUUGCAGUCUUCUCGGCGGCGAAAAGCCAACUCGUAGAGCCAAAUAAAGCUAAGCUACCAAAGAAGAGAGGGUUAUUGUUGAAAUUAGAGCUUUUAAGUACCGGUUUUUGCCUCUUUUUCGUUGUUACAGAUGGUUGUGGUGCUUAGUGCCUCUGCUACCAAUUUCUCUGCACUUCCUUCAGGUAAAGGUUGCAAGUACACAGGUCAAGCAGUGAGAGCACUUCCUAUACGCAUCAUAUCGGUGGGGAAAAAGAGAUCACAAGGUGUACAACUCGUUGUGGAUGACUACAUUCAAAGGCUUAAGUUAUACUGUAGUGUUGAGGAUGUUCACAUAAAGAACAAUCCUAAGAAUGCAAGUGAUUGGAGGGCUCAGGUAGAUCAUGAAGACAGUGCUGUCAUGGAUCUUAUCAGGUCCGAUGAUUGGGUGGUGUUGUUGGAUGAGCGUGGGAAAGACAUAGGUUCCAUGCAGAUGGCUGAGCUGAUCGGAGAUGCAGGGAAUACGGGAGCUUCAAGACUAUCAUUCUGUGUUGGUGGACCUUAUGGACAUGGAAAACAAUUGCGAGAGCGAGCUAACAUAUCUAUCAAGUUGUCUUCUAUGGUAUUGAAUCAUCAAAUUGCUAUACUUGUUCUCGUAGAACAACUAUAUAGGUCAUGGACCAUUCUGAAAGGUCAGAACUAUCAUCGCUAGCUUUCUUUUCCUGAUCUGCACACUGCCACAUAGGUAAAAGUAUAGCCAGCUGCCAGGAGGAGCAUUUCUUCCUAAUCUUCAGACUAAUAGAUGUAUUCAGAUGUUCGACUGCGGCAACAUAGAAUGAUCAUUUUCGGUGUCUCCUUUCAUCCCAGUUCAGCUGCCCCCAG